AGAGUAACAAGAAGAAUGAAUGCUUCUCUCAUAAAUGCUCCUCAGAGUCAGUUAACAUUCAAGGAUGUGGUUGUGGACUUCUCACAGGAGGAAUGGGAAUGUCUUGACUGUGCUCAGAGGGCAUUGUACAUGGAGGUGAUGUUGGAGAAUUAUAACAAUCUAUUUUUUGUGGAGAAUCAUUGCAUGUGUCCCAAAUUUGAGAACAUGUUGGAUCAAGACCUACAGCAUAUUGUCCACGAGCAUGUAAAUAUCCAAGUGAAAUCUUAUGAAUGUCAUGAGCUUGGCAAAAUCAUUCAUGAAUCCACUGAAAGUACACCUUAUAAAACUAACCUCAGGGCUACAUCUGUUGAAUCAUCAAACCUAAGCAGACAUGAAACUGAAAACAACAGAGAACCUUACAAAUCUAAAAACCAUGUAAACUGUUUAAAUUUGUGCUCUACCAUUAGUCUAAAUCAAGGAAUCAACAUAGGAAAGAAAGAAUACAAUGGUGCAAAGCUUGAUAAGUUUUUUGAAUCUAAAGAAACCCUCAUGUUGAAACAAACCAAAAAUGGAAAGAAACCUUACAAAUGUAGUGAAUGUGCCAAAUGUUUUGCCCAGAAAUGCUGGUUUAGAAAACAUCAGAGAAUUCAUACAGGAGAGAAACCUUACAAAUGUAGUGAAUGUGACAAAUCCUUUACCCAAAAAGGCAGUCUUAGUAUUCAUCAGAUGUAUCAUACAGGCAAGGAACCUUACAAAUGUAGUGAAUGUGCCAAAUGUUUUGCCCAGAAAUGCUGGUUUAGAAAACAUCAGAGGAUUCAUACAGGAGAGAAACCUUACAAAUGUAGUGAAUGUGGCAAAUCCUUUACCCAAAAAGGCAGUCUUAGUAUUCAUCAGAUGUAUCAUACAGGCAAGAAACCUUACAAAUGUAGUGAAUGUGAGAAAUGCUUUAUUCAAGUUGGUGAUCUUAGAAGACAUGAGAGAAUUCAUACAGGAGAGAAACCUUACAAAUGUAAUGAAUGUGACAAAUGCUUUAGGUACAAAAGCAGCCUUAGAAGUCAUCAGAGAAUUCAUACAGGAGAGAAGCCUUACAAAUGUAGUGAAUGUGACAAAUACUUUUCCCACAAAGGUAGUCUUAGUAUUCAUCAGAGAAUUCAUACAGGAGAGAAACCUUACAAAUGUAGUGAGUGUGACAAAUUCUUUACCCAAAAAGGCAGUCUUAAUGUCCACCAGAGAGUUCAUACAGGAGAGAAACCUUACAAAUGUAGUGAAUGUGACAAAUGCUUUUCCUAUAAAGGAGAUCUUAGAAAACAUCAGAGAAUUCAUACAGGAGAAGCACCUUACAAAUGUGAAUGUGACAUGUGCUUUACCCAAAAAUUCAAUUGUCAUCUUCAUUCGAGAAUUCAUACAGGAGAGAAGCCUUACAAAUAUAAUGAAUGUGACAAAUGCUUUAGCCAGAAACAAUCUUAUGGCAAAUGCCAGGAUCAAUACAGUUGUAGGUGCCAGGAUGCAGUGAUAUUUACAAAGUUUAAAGGGUACAAAAGGUACAUCGGCCCUGAUAGAGUAGAAAUUAAUGCAUUUAAUCACGUGAUCAUUGGGCCAAAAGAAUCAAAAUUUAUUCUUGAUUGUAGUAAGGAAAGGGGUUUUGGUAUUACAGCUGUCAUCAUUGUGGCCAUCAUUGCAAGCAUUACCAGGGUGACAACAGCUGCUGUUGCCUUGAUGAAUAUAGCCACUGUGGUGGAGACUGUCAAUGCUGUUCACUCUCUGGACCCGGAAAAGUCUUCUCAGAAGCAGUUCCUUUGCUACGGGCCCAGGGAGUCAGCGAUCAGCAGCCCAGCGGCGGGCACCGGCCCUGGAACCUCCCAGGUCAGAGGAGCUGCGGGGCUGGGGAACUGGCGGGAGCGGAGCAGGGGGAUGUUUUCCGCAGCUGCUCUUAAAGACGCCGCUCUCACAAUUCUGUUAUGGAUAUCUUAUGGUUGUCAGGAAUUCGGCUCACCUGUGAAACUGAGAGCCCUGGAUGGUGAAGAGAGCAAACUAGCAAAGGAUCCAGGUAAGAGUAACAAGAAGAUGAAUGCUUCUCUCCUAAAUGCUCCUCAGGGUCAGUUAACGUUCAAGGACGUGGCUGUGGACUUCUCACAGGAGGAAUGGGAAUGUCUUGACUGUGCUCAGAGGGCAUUGUACAUGGAGGUGAUGUUGGAGAAUUACAGCAAUCUGUUUUUUGUGGAGACCCAUGGGAUGUGUCCUAAAUAUGAGAACAUCUUGGAUCAAGACCUUCAGCAUAUUGUCCAUGAGCAUGUGAAUAUCCAAGUGAAAUCUUAUGAAUGUCAUGAGCUUGGCAAAAUCAUUCAUGAAUCCACCCAAAGUACACCUUAUAAAACUAACCUCAGGGCUACAUCUGUUGAAUCAUCAAACCUAAGCAGACAUGAAACUGAAAACAACAGAGAACCUUACAAAUCUAAAAACCCUAUUAACUGUUUAAAUUUGUUCUCUACCAUUAGUUUAACUCAGGGAAUCCACAGAAGAAAAAAAGAAUACUAUGGUACAGAGCUUGUUAAGGUUUUUGACUCUAAGCAAAAACUCAUGCUGAAGCAAACCAAUAAUAGAGAGAAACCUUACAAAUGUAGUGAAUGUGACAAAUGUUUCACCAAGAAAUGCUGGUUUAGACAACAUCAGACAAUUCAUACAGGAGAGAAACCUUACAAAUGUGGUGAAUGUGACAAAUGCUUUACCCAAAAAGACAGACUUAUUAUUCAUCAGAGAGUUCAUACAGGAGAGAAACCUUACAAAUGUAGUGAAUGUGGCAAAUGCUUUACCAGCAAAAGCCGUCUUAAUGUUCAUCAGAGAGUUCAUACAGGAGAGAAAUCGUACAAAUGUAUUGAAUGUGACAAAUCUUUUACUCAGCAAGGCAAUCUUAGAAUUCAUCUGCGAAUUCAUACAGGAGAAAAACCUUACAAAUGUAGUGAAUGUGACAAAUGCUUUAGCUACAAAAGUGGCCUUAGAAGUCAUCAGAUUAUCCACACAGGAGAGAAAGCUUACAAAUGUAGUGAAUGUGACAAAUGCUUUACCAACAAAAGCAGGCUUAAUGUUCAUCAGAGAGGUCAUACAUGAGAGAAGUCUUACAAAUGUAGUGAAUGUGAUAAAUGCUUUUCCCACAAAGGCGAUCUUAGAAAACAUCAAAGAAUUCAUACAGGUGAGAAACCUUACAAAUGCAGCGAAUGUGGCACAACCUUUACCCAAAAAGGAAGUCUUCUUAUUCAUCAACGAAUUCAUACAGGAGAGAAACCUUACAAUUACAGUGAAUAUGAUAAGUGCUUUACCUUGAAAAACAGUCUUAUAAUUCAUUAGAGAAUCCAUGCAGGAAAAAAAAAACCUUAAAAAUAUAGUGAAUGUGACAAAUUAUUUUGUCAGAAAAAAUCUUAGCCCUCAACAGAGAAUGUGAAGACAAUUUGUUGUGAAGACAAAUGAAGUGAAUGAGAAAAAUCUUCCCAGGGAAGAUCAUCUUAGAAUUUAUCAGAGAA
This is a messenger RNA of Mus caroli (Ryukyu mouse), 3494 nucleotides long. NCBI's taxonomy places the organism in Eukaryota, Metazoa, Chordata, Mammalia, Rodentia, Muridae. The record is from RefSeq and is a predicted model, not a curated record.